Vespula pensylvanica (western yellowjacket) is the source of this 2226-nucleotide messenger RNA. RefSeq lists its product as uncharacterized. NCBI's taxonomy places the organism in Eukaryota, Metazoa, Arthropoda, Insecta, Hymenoptera, Vespidae. Bases 470 to 2182 code for a protein of 570 amino acids. The transcript is spliced from 6 exons. The record is from RefSeq and is a predicted model, not a curated record.
CUGUGUAUCUAUAUAAAAGUUCUUCAAUGAUUUGUAACGUAUCUGUUAUAAUGAUUCACAAUGGUAUUUCGUUGAUAUGACUAUUCUAUAGACACGUUGUAAAUUAUUGAUGAACUACUCUGUUUUCAAUCAGAAAAACAACGGAGUAACAAAUUUUGUCACGCAUAUACACAGGCUCAAGCUUUGUGAUAUUCGUUCAUUUUGACAUUUACGGUUUUUUACGUCUUGUUUUCUUAUAUCUCAUCCUCUUUGUUUUGCUCUCUUCGGAUCUUGCUUCGGAUAUUAAUCUUAAAUCCGUCGAGAUUUCAAUUUUUGAUAAUUUGUUUGUGUCCGAGAGAAAAAUGAAAGAUCACAUCUGUAAUGUCAAAAGGGUAUUAACGAAAUAAGCUUAUUAUGAAUACGGAUUCAAAAUUCCAUUUGGCGAAGUUCCGGUUUAUCCGGUAUAUUACUAGAAAGAGUGGCAAAAAAGAUGGAGAACAACGAAGAAGAUGUUUGUCAUUUUAAAGAGAUAUAUAAAAGAAAACCUUGCUUUACAAAAUCGAUCGCUCAUUAUUAUGCUUAUCCGAAUUAUGCUUCUGGCGAUCCUUAUUCACGAUGCGAACAUUCAAUGAAACACGACGUCAAUCAGAUGGUUUCCUGUGGACGUAAAAAGAAAUCUAAAACGCAUCGUUGUCCUUCCUGUCAUUGCCAGCUUAACUUUAAAAGGACGUCAUCCAAAACGAGGGAUAUUGAUAACAUCGAGGCAGUUUUUAAGAAAACCGAGCAUAUAUUUGACAGUGGAUUGACAAAUAGUGGUGUAAAGAAAUCGUAUAGCAUUCCUCUUUCACCGAAAUCAGAUCCCCGUUGUCAUCGUACUCAUUAUUCGAAGAAAACAUCAAACAAUUGUCAUCGACAAAAGCAGCAUAGGAAUGAGGAAGAGGAUGAACAAUUCACGACGAUAAUUGAUGAUAUCAUUAAUAAAGGUGUCGAGAAUGAAUGUUAUAACAAAUAUCCGAAUCUUCCGCCAAUGAACACGUCGACGAAUAAGGAUUGUCAUUGGAAGAACGAUCAGUUAUUACAAGGUAUACAAGAUUAUUCUGAGCCGGAGAGCGAUUUUUUGGAUAAAUGUUGCGAGAGAUAUCAUCGAUCAAAGAGAUGCGAUAAUUCCAUGGGAGAAUUUGAAUCGAAUUUGAAGAAAAAAGAAAGCGACUGGGACGAAUACAGGCAAUAUUUGAAACAACAAUAUCAUGAGCUCGAUCAAUUGAAGUACGUUUCUCAUUUGUGUGGGAAAUUGAAAAAUGUCGAUAAUCAGCAAUGCAAGGAAGAUGAUUCGUCCAACAUUGAACAAUCAGAGAGAAAGAAAAAACCGAACUUUCUUGAGGAUGAAACGAAAAGGAAAAAGAAAGAACAUCAUUUCAAUAGCGAAUUACAAGGUAUUGGUGCGAAGUCUUCCAAGGGGCUUCCAGCUUCGACGAAUAAUAAUAAGAAUGUAUCAGAGCAGAGAAACGACAAAACUGUUCAACAAGUAGAAGCUAGUACCAGCUAUCAUUGCAUAGAUGGAGAAACGGAUGGUGACGUCGAUGAUUUUUUGGAGGAUGAAAAAUUAUGUAGAGAAUUGAAGAAUAUUUCUUACUUGAGACCCUGCCGUAGAUCAACCACUGUCAAAAACAGAAAAGUUAUGAAGUCGUUCGAGAGAACGACUUGCGACGGGAAAGAAAUUAAUGAGAAAAAUGAGAAUUCUGAUGUUGUUGAGAAAAGUGAUCAGUUUGACGAGGAUCUUGAUCUUCAUGCCAGCAAGAGUCAUAUUUUGAAUUUGAUCGAUAAAGCUUUGAGCAAAGAGUUUGGUCCUUUGGAUGCGAAAAAGAGAGAUCCGGUUAAGGAAGAAAUAACACGUCAAGAGCUAUGCAUUGAGAUAAGCCGUGCACUUCAAAGCGAUAAUUGCGAUUCGUUGGCGCAGACGUUGUUGAGCAAUCGUGGUACUCCUGAUUACGUAAGGCACCUGAAAAUCUUACGCUGGGAAUAUCUAAAUCAUAUUCAGGACAAGUUGAGGAAGUUAUAUGAUCUCGAGAAGAUUCUCGACGAUUGUUCAUCGAGGAAUUCUUUAUUAACCUUGCAAUCGCAUACGAAUAGCACUGAUCAAUAUAAAAAUUCUCGAGCGCAAGUCUCUCAUCAGCAAGAGCAGAGAGAAUUCAAAACAAAUUGAUCCUGUCUAAAAGAGAAAGCGAUAAAGAAAUAAUAAAAAAAUAA